This is a messenger RNA of Nicotiana tabacum (common tobacco), 1208 nucleotides long. The record is from RefSeq and is a predicted model, not a curated record. NCBI's taxonomy places the organism in Eukaryota, Viridiplantae, Streptophyta, Magnoliopsida, Solanales, Solanaceae.
GACCAAUUUUGGUCGCUAAAUUUUGGUCGCUUUUUUCCGGAUUUCUAGUAGUGAAUCCAGAUGCCCCAAUUGCUGCCUUUAGGUAAGGACGAUGAUGUAGUCCAGUUACUUUCCCAUAUACUGCACUCUACCACUUCAUGAUCAUGGUUUCUACUGAAUCUUAAUUUAAAGGAGGUCAACUACAACAACAACAAAAAACCCAGUGUAAUCUCACGAGUGGGGUCUGCGGAAGGUAGUAUGUACGCAGACCUUAUCCCUACCUUGUGGAGGUAGAGAGGCGAUUUCCGAUAGACCUUAGGCUCAGGAAAAGCAUAGUUACAGCAUAGUGGAAACGAAAAAAAGAAAAAAGGAGGUCUUCUAUAUGCAUUAAAAAGCAUGCUCCAAGUUAGUUUAUUACAAUUACGAAGUUAUGAUAAUGGACAAUAAUUAUCAAAUAAAAACCGUGAAUUAAUUGCAAUAAGACACCUUUUCCUGCUAUUCGUUCAACUGGAAUUUUAUAAUAAGGCAAGAUAUUGAGGAUGACGUGGAAAAUGCCUCACAAUGAAGAGGUCCUUCAGAAACUUUUAGCGGAGUUCUUCCACUGAGGCAUAAGUGGAUUCUCUGGCAUAUACGAUACCAGAAAAGAAGGCCAUCAUAGAUAUGAUAGAGAUCACUCACUUUGCACAUACAAUGGCGAGGACGACUUGUUCAGUUAUGACUUUAGUGAUGACCAGCUGAAGCAAAGACGGGGGCACAUGUCUAACACUCCUUGUCAGGUUAUAUUUUCCAUGGGUGACGAGUACGUUCCAGAUUAUGUUGACAAGAAAGCGUUGGUUGAUAGAUUGUGUAGAGCAAUGGGUGGUGCUGAAAAAGUUGAAAUUGAACAUGGGAACCAUUCUCUAUCUAACAGAGUUGCUGAAGCUGUUGAAGCCAUAAUGAGCUUCGUCAAGCGAGAAGGUCCGAGCGGGUGGGAUGAUCCAUGGAACUAAACGGGUUGAUCCUGCAACUUGAAUGAAUUAUUUUGCCUUUACAUUCUUUAUUUCUAUGUAUCCUAUCAGUUACAUGUACACUGCAGAUUGAGGAAAGUACAAUAUUAUUUGUCUUUAGCUAGCGAAUGGUAGGCUAGAAGAGCAUAUCAUUUCUUUCCAUUCUUUUGUCAUGAAUUUUGGAAUUGAUUCUUCGCAAGAUUGGAAAUUAGUAAUGGGAAUUGAAAAUUUAUCUUUCUUUUA